CAUUGCAAACAACACCGCACGUCUAUAAAAGGCUGCCGUCUCGUUGAUACACAAACGAAUGGAUCUAAAUUAAAGUUGUGACAUUUUAUUCAUGGCUGCCAGAUGAGGUACAUGCUCCUGUAGACCGAUGGCGCCGGGCGACGUGGUGCCGGAGCACGCCAAGCAGCCCAAGCAGCCCAAGCCCAAGGAGAAGCGGCCCGUCUCCAAGGCCCUGAAGGCGGAGUGCGAUGCGGACGGCUCCUUCGUGUUCGAGGCCCACGAGGCCUGGAAGGACUUCCACAACUCCCUGCGCCACUUCUACGAAGUCGGGGAGCUCUGUGACGUCACGCUGAAGGUGGGCAGCAGGCUGAUACCAUGCCACAAGCUGGUCCUGGCCUGCGUCAUCCCCUACUUCAGGGCCAUGUUCCUGUCGGAGAUGGCGGAGGCCAAGCAGGAGCUGAUCGAGAUCAAGGACUUUGACGGGGACGCCAUCCACGACCUGGUGCACUUUGCCUACUCGUCCCGGCUCAUCCUGACCGUGGACAACGUCCAGCCGCUGCUGUACGCCGCCUGCAUCCUCCAGGUGGAGCUGGUGGCGCGGGCCUGCUGUGAGUACAUGAAGGCCCACUUCCACCCCAGCAACUGCCUGGCGGUGCGCACCUUCGCCGAGAGCCACAACCGCGUGGACCUGAUGGACAUGGCGGACCGCUACGCCUGCGAGCACUUCUGCGCCGUGGUGGAGUGCGAGGACUUCCCGUGCGUGUCGCCGCAGCACCUGCGCACGCUGCUGUCGUCGGGCGAGCUCAACAUCCACGCCGAGGCGCAGGUGUACAGCGCCGCCGUCAAGUGGCUGGCCGCCAACCCCCAGCACCACGAGGCCUGGCUGGACCAGAUCCUGUCUCAGGUGCGCCUGCCGCUGCUCCCCGUGGACUUCCUGACGGGGACGGUGGCCAAGGAGGAGAUGAUCAAAGGGAACCUGAGCUGCCGGGACCUGCUGGACGAGGCCAGGAACUACCACCUCCACCUCAGCAACAAGGUGGUGCCCGACUUUGAGUACUCGGUCCGCACCACGCCCAGGAAACACACGGCAGGCGUCCUGUUCUGCGUGGGCGGCCGCGGCGGCUCUGGAGACCCGUUCCGCAGCAUCGAGUGCUACUCCAUCACCAAGAACAGCUGGUUCUUCGGGCCCGAGAUGAACAGCCGAAGACGCCAUGUUGGAGUCAUCUCUGUCGGAGGGAAGGUGUAUGCCGUGGGAGGUCACGACGGCAGUGAGCACCUGGGCAACAUGGAGAUGUUUGACCCCCUCACCAACAAGUGGAUGAUGAUGGCCUCCAUGAACACCAAGAGGCGGGGCAUCGCGCUUGCGGCGCUGGGCGGUCCGAUCUACGCCAUCGGAGGCCUGGACGACAACUCGUGCUUCAACGACGUGGAGCGCUACGACAUCGAGAGCGACCGCUGGAGCGCCGUGGCCCCCAUGAACACGCCCCGCGGCGGGGUCGGCUCCGUGGCCCUGGGGAGCCACAUGUACGCAGUAGGGGGCAACGACGGGGUGGCGUCCCUGUCCAGCGUGGAGCGCUUCGACCCCCACCUCAACAAGUGGACGGAGGUGACGGAGAUGGGCCAGCGGAGGGCCGGCAACGGCGUCAGCAAGCUCAACGGGUGUCUGUAUGUCGUCGGCGGCUUCGAUGACAACUCCCCUCUGAGCUCGGUCGAGCGGUUUGACCCGCGCUCCAACGACUGGGAGUACGUGUCGGAGCUGACCACGCCGCGGGGCGGGGUCGGCGUCUCCACGGUGAUGGGCCGGGUGUUCGCCGUGGGCGGGCACAACGGCAACAUCUACCUGAACACGGUGGAGGCGUUCGAGCCGCGCAUGAACCGGUGGGAGCUGGUGGGCUCGGUGUCCCACUGCCGUGCGGGGGCUGGCGUGGCCGUCUGCCUCUCCCACAUCAGCCAGAUCAGAGACGUGGGCCUGGGCUCCAGCAACGUGGUCAACUGCAUGUGAUAGCGGGCCGGGUAAAACUCCAUAUCCCAUGGAACCCGAUGGCCACAGCACUCGAUCACACCCAGACCCCCACAGCACUCGAUCACACCCAGACCCCCACACUCCCAUUGACUCCGAGUCAAUGUCCGCAUCGCAAUCCCUUUUGUUUGGGUUUAUCUUAGGGUUUCCUCACAGAAAAAAACACUUUGCACACAAACUUAUGACAUUUCUUUCGCUCUCGCAGACGGCGAAGACUUGAGUCCUGAGGAGGAUUCCUUUGCAGCGUAUUUUUAGGGAUCUGCGCUGUCUAUAUUGUGUUUUAUGAAUGCGUUAUCAAUCUGAAGCCAUGUCUGAAGCCUUCCUCUUUUGAGAAGGACUUCCCCUCCUGGGUCUUUCCCCGCCCGCUCGCGACCCCCCCCCCCGUUCAGUGAUGUGUUUAUUGUGUUACCUUGUCCUUCUGCUUCCUUGGUUUGACCUCUUGCCAGUAAGUGUUGUUUUGUUAUUUUAAUAAGGGAAAACGUUCACAGACAUUAAGCGUUGCUUCCUGGACCAACUAUAAGCCUGUCAGAAGAGUACAAAACUAUCUCUUUAACCUUUCGUUUGACCCCUUUCUAGAGAUUGCACUUAUAACCCUCCCGCUCGGAUCAUCGACGGGAGGCUCAUGCUGGCGAGAACGUCACCAACACGCAGGAACAACCGAUUUCAGUUAAUUUUGUACUUUGUGCAGUUGUUUACGUAUUCGAAAUAUCUUGCAAAACGAGGGACGGUCGGCCAUUUUGGAUCAGGGGGGGGUGGAUCUCGUUCUUUGUGCUCUUUUCGACAGGGCCGCCCACAUCACAAGGGCCGCUGCUUGUCCUGGCAACAACCGUCCCCGGGGUGCGUUGCUAGCUGCUGGGCUCAAUAAAACAAUCUGCAGAGGUCAAUCCGAGUUGUCAGGGAAUCCUAAACCUUGAUUUGUUUUCUGUGUCAGGUAGCUUGACGAUAGCAGGUCUGUUCGUAACCCUUUAGUCAUGUAAGUGAUGACAUUCAAAAAAAAGAAUUGAGGUGUCUCUCUGCCUAAAGAUACAAGUAUAUUUUAAUAUAUAUUAUAUAUAUAUAUAGACACACGUAUAUAUAUAUAAAUAUAUAUGUUUUUUGUAGGAUGAAUGGGGUGUAUCUUUUGUGGCGUUUGAUUUGAUGGGUUAGCCGUAGCUAGGCACUGAUCUAUAGUACAUGGCAAGUUUGUUCUUUUGUGGGAUUUGAUUAAAUUGUUUUUCAAUUGAUUUCGUAUUUCCUUCUUUUUUUUUUACUAUUUGUUGGAAGACUUUUGGAUUAUGUUUCAGGCAUUUUGGAUGAUCCGUUUUUGAUACAGCCUGACUGAAUGGGGUUAUUUUGAGUUAUGCUGACAUUAUGAGGUAUUUUUUGAUGGUGGUAGCAUGGUGUAUCUACUUGCCAAUUUGUUUAAAAUAAGUGUAAAAGGAUUGCUGUUCUACCCAUUUGUUAUUCCCAUUCCUCCUUUUGGAUUGCUUGAGUCUUAUUACGUUAACCUAUUUGAUGUCAUUGGUUCUAAUAAAUUUAAGCAUUGAAUAAGAGAAGUCUUUUCUCCCUUUGGAGUUCAUUUUUUACUUGCAACUCUAAACACAACUGUUUGAGCCCUUGAACGGUUUUUCAGGAGCUAAUGGGCGCGGAGGAGGAAAAUAAAUAAACUGUUUAUGUUCAAUGUAGAUGGCCAUUUAAAAUGCUGAAUUCAGACCAUAGUAAUAGAUUUCAGAUACAUGUGAUUACCCUUUCUAAUCUUUCCUCUUGUGUCAUUAUGUUAAAGUACCACUUCACCGUAGCAUUUAUUUAUGUUAUUAGACAUCUUUUUCUGGACUUUGAGUUUUGAUUGUCUGAAGUUUACUUUUGAUAAUGAAAAUUGUAUUUGCCAAGAUAAGAAUAUAUAUAUUUUUGUAUUAGUAAUAAGUUUCUCUAUAUAGCAAACAUUACUCCUUUCAGAGUAAUGUUAUGUAUAUGUGGAGCCAAGCAAGUAUUUGAAUGCACUUCAAAUCAAGUUCCGUUUGAUAUUCAGUUUCAGUUUCAAAUUCAAAUCAAAUUGUAUAACGCCAUUUGUAAUUUUGUCUAUACCUUGUUUUGCAGCUUUUCUUUGACCUUGUAAUGGACAUCAUUUACCAAUGUUAUGGUCAUAAAAUUGUUGUAUCUUCUGACACUCCUAGCAUCCCUUAAAGGAUGGAUCCAGUCCUUCAGUCAGCAGUCAGGUGGCCUCUCCUGUAUUUACAGCAGUCAGUCUUUGGACUCUGGGAAAGAGGGAGGUUAGAAAACCAGUUUCGAAAGGACUGGAUACUCAUAACGCUGGUCAAUUAGCAGCUUGUAGUACACCAGGCCAAGUGACUGUUCGUGAACACUUCCAAAAAGACGCAUCUUGUGGGAUGUGUGGGGAUAGGCUGUAAGAGCCCAACCGACAAGAACGCAUCGCCUUGUUGGGUGAACCUGAAGAAUGCUGCUGAGAAUCCUCUCCCUUUAUGCCUUGCUUGCUUGUGGUAAGACUUUUAUUUUGAAAUGUUUUAAUUUGAUAUGAUCUCGUAGAUAGUACCUGCCCCAAACAGACAGCACACAGGCUCAGGUACAGUUGGACAAAACUAAUGUAUGUGCAAGUGUUUUAAAGGGAUUUUUAGAUUUGUUUUAUGUGUGCAUUCAUAAUGUUGUGCACAAGUGUAAUCUGUUUCUGUAUAAUUUGAGAUAUGCAUUUAUAUAAUCAGUUGGUGUUAAAUACAUUGUUUUUUUAAAGAACGAUCUACUGAGUUUGUUGACAAGUGUUAUUUGCCCAAAAAUGUUUCAUACUUUUACAACAGAUAUCUAUAUUGCAUUAACUACAGGGACUAAAGCUAAAAAGCAUCUAGAUUAGAUACAACUUUAGAUAUUUAUCUACUAGAGAUUAUAACAAGAUUAACAAAAGUUAUUAUUAGGAGUGUAAAAAGGAAAACUGUUCAGAACUCAACUCAAAAGUUGAAAUGGACAGAAAGGUUAUUGGCAUGUAAUUUAGGGGAAAAGUUUAACCAUUUAUUGUAUCUAUUCCAUCAUGUUUUUUCUCUACAAAUUUUUUAUGGUAAAUAUCGAUUUCUAGCUUUUCUGCUGAGUUUAUUCGCAUGGAAUAAUGAAUUGUUAUGAUUGAGAUUGGAAUUAAGGAAUAGUAAAGAAUCUCUCCUGCUGAUCUUUGACUCCUGUAAAGUCAUUAAAAAUGCCCAAAACAUGUGAUCUUCCUGUCACGUUGUUAAAGUCAAACAUUACCGCUAAAGGUUCCUCAUCUUAAAGGUGUGGACGUUUUGGAUUUUAAGAACCAUAAUGCUGCAUGUUUAUGAUGAAUAUAUAGAUUUAAUGAAUGACAACUUCAUUGUUAAACGACCAACCUUAAAGGUGCACACAAGCAUCUAUACUGUUUUACAGUCCUCGACUGAGAGUCGAUUAGAACAAAAGUGUUGACCUCGGCCGCACGAAUGGCACUGGAUAAAAUAAGCAAUACUACAUAGAACCUUUUAAAACCAAUUUUACGAAGGGCUCACCGAAGAAAAGCAGUAAU
Messenger RNA from Gadus chalcogrammus (walleye pollock), 5513 nucleotides. It is a transcript of the gene klhl8, whose product is annotated as kelch-like family member 8. The record is from RefSeq and is a predicted model, not a curated record. The transcript is spliced from 12 exons. Bases 128 to 1981 code for a protein of 617 amino acids. NCBI's taxonomy places the organism in Eukaryota, Metazoa, Chordata, Actinopteri, Gadiformes, Gadidae. Gene Ontology annotation, molecular function: protein binding.